AUGCAUCUUUGUGGUGCCCUUGUCGCUCUGGCGCUGUGCGUCGACAUCAUCACCGCCUUGCCCGCCGACCAAGCGCCAUCCCAUGAGUUCCCUCUGCGCCUGAUUAAAACAGCAGAAAAUGACACCGGCCAGUGGAUGACGGAGCAGGAGAUGUUUGAGAAUCUAACAUUAAAACGGCGCGGAUUCAUAGACAUAACCGACAUCACCGACCAAGACUAUCUACAAGCCCUCUCCAUGCCCGACGACGAAAUUACCGUCCAAGAUGUAUCGUAUCCUAGCAAAGUUAUGCACAAGGACGAGGCAACCAAGAUGAUUGGCCGAACAAGCAUCGGCAACCCCCAAAAGUGGCUGAAGCCAUUCACCAACUUCCACACGCGUCAUCUCCGCUCACAAACAGGCACCGAAGCCGCUGAAUGGCUCUUCGAACUCGUCAAGCAAGUCGCCGCGCCCAACUCAGCCAUUAUAGUCGAGCAAUUCAAGCACUCCUUCAACCAGCCGUCCGUGAUUGCUCGCAUCCCCGGUGAAAGACCCGACAUGAUUGUCAUUGGCGGCCACCUGGACUGCACAUCCGGCAGCGCAUCGGCACGGAGCCCUGGCGCCGACGACAACGGCAGCGGCACCGUCACGAUCCUAGAGAUCUUGCGCGUACUAGCCGAGAGCGGCUUCAAGCCUAAGAAUACCAUCGAGUUUCAGUGGUACGGCGGCGAGGAGGCAGGACUAUUAGGGUCGAGUGACAUCUUUAAGAGCUACAAGGCCGCCAAGAAGAGUAUCCUGGCCAUGGUGAAUGUGGACAUGACGGCGUAUUCGCCUAGCGGCAAGAUCUUUUAUUAUACAGAUAACACGGAGCCCAAGCUGAAUGAAUAUGUGAGGAUGCUGAUUACAGAGUUUGUCGGGGCGCCGGGGACGUCCAAGUGCGGGUAUGCGUGCUCGGAUCAUGCGACGGCGCGGCGGAACGGAUAUCCGUCGGCGUUUGUGAAUGAAGAGGCGUUUAAGCAGUCGAAUCCGGAUAUUCAUAGCGCAGCUGAUACGUACGAUAAGGUGCAGUGGAAUGCGGUGAUGCGCCAUGUCAAGUUUCUGGCGGCGUUUGCAGUCGAGGCUUCGUAUAUAUAA
[Torrubiella] hemipterigena is the source of this 1110-nucleotide messenger RNA. The record is from the annotation of a GenBank genome assembly. Lineage: Eukaryota; Fungi; Ascomycota; Sordariomycetes; Hypocreales; Clavicipitaceae.